Molecule: messenger RNA, 1254 nt
Organism: Capronia coronata CBS 617.96
Lineage: Eukaryota; Fungi; Ascomycota; Eurotiomycetes; Chaetothyriales; Herpotrichiellaceae
Exons: 1
Coding region: 1-1254 (417 amino acids)
Molecular function (GO): protein binding
Source: RefSeq, a predicted model, not a curated record
AUGGCACGUUUAAGCUUCGACGAGCUUCCCCAAGAAAUAAUCGAUGCUGUUGCUGCUCUGCUGGAUCUCCAAUCUCUUAGAAACCUCCGAUUAACCUCGCGGAGCAUUGCUGCAAAGGUUACAAACGCAAGAGGGUUCCAAGCCUACUUCCUCAGCAAGGAGAUACGUUUAUUCGACAUCGGACAACUUCGGGAAUUCGGUCCUCAGACCGAACCACAGAGAUGCGGUCGCCUAGUCCGCCACCUCACCCUUGUGAGCAAUGGCAAGGUCCAGAUUCCAGCAAAACGGAAGCUUGCUAGAGUUGGGGUCGAAAAUCUGGGGUGCGCCUCUCCCAUCUCAAUCACCCUCACAAUGCAACACGAAGAGCCUCCCUCUGUCAAAGAUUGGCUGCGUAUAUGGCGCGCAGCAGCCGAGACAUUCCACAACACAGCACUGGCGCUGAGCACAGCCGGCGUACCGGUGCAGGCAUUUGAUCUAUUUGGCCAGACCCGUUGGUGCAGCUUAGCUUGCGAUCAACUCACCCAAACGUUGGCGGUGGUUGAUCUUCCAGCAUCUUUCAAGCACCUCAAGAAGCUUUCACUUUGCUUGUCUCAACAUGCAUUGAAACGGCAUGGGAAACGUGAAGAGAGCAGAGUCGCUGGCCAAAUGAACACCCGAGCCCUCUGCGAGUUUCUUGCGCUUUUCCCUGAGCUGGAGGACCUGGAGCUCCGAUGGUAUAAAUUGCACGCGAGGAAAUGCACCGAUGCCUUGCAAGAAGAAUCUCGAUACUUUGAACGCAUCGUCGAGCUGUGUCGAUUUCCCCGUCUGAGACAAUGCGCACUAAGGGGUGUUUUCACAACGGCCGAUACACUACUAUCCUUCCUCCGGCGGCUUCGGAUCAACAGUCUUACGAUGGUGGAUGUAACCGUCCGACCAGGCUUCUUUCGUCCAAUCUUCGAUCAUGUGGUCAACCAUAUGGACACCCUGGAGUACUUGCACUUGGAUCAACUCUCAGAGAAGAAGUUAUUGCACUUUGAAGGGCCUGGAGAGCCGCAUUUCCGGUCAAUCGGUCGCCGGGUUGGACCCAUGGACCUGACGAGGGUUGGAAGUGCCAUACAUGACCCAAUUAGUUAUCACUUCGCCACCGGACGGCAGUUAGGCUCGUAUGAGUUUAUGGAGUUCCUGAGACAGAAUUACAAUAAUUACGGCCCUCCGGAUCAUUGGCACUCUCGUUCGAUCAGGCACUGGCAUCGAUAUUUGGGAGGCAAUCCCUAG